Trifolium pratense (red clover) is the source of this 1776-nucleotide messenger RNA. RefSeq names its product fatty acyl-CoA reductase 3-like. Gene Ontology annotation, biological process: long-chain fatty-acyl-CoA metabolic process; suberin biosynthetic process. The transcript is spliced from 10 exons. The record is from RefSeq and is a predicted model, not a curated record. NCBI's taxonomy places the organism in Eukaryota, Viridiplantae, Streptophyta, Magnoliopsida, Fabales, Fabaceae. Gene Ontology annotation, molecular function: alcohol-forming very long-chain fatty acyl-CoA reductase (NADP+) activity. Bases 106 to 1584 code for a protein of 492 amino acids. Gene Ontology annotation, cellular component: intracellular membrane-bounded organelle.
ACUAUCCAUGCAUUAAUUAUAAUUCUUCAACAUCAUCACUGUUUUUUAUUCCAUUGAAGAGAACAUUUUACAUUGAAAUUUUCAUCUCCUAUUUCUAAAAUUCUAAUGGAGUUGGGAAGCAUAAUGCAAUUUCUUGAGGGCAAAACAGUUUUAGUCACCGGUGCUACAGGCUUCCUUGCAAAAAUUUUUGUAGAAAAAAUAUUGAGGGUUCAACCUAAUGUGAAGAAGCUUUUUCUUCUUCUAAGAGCUAAGGAUUCUGAAUCUGCUAUUCAACGUUUUCGCACAGAGAUCAUAGGGAAGGACUUGUUUAAAUUGCUGAAGGAAAAUCAAGGUGCAAAAUUCAACUCUUUUGUCUUUGAAAAGAUGACUCUGGUGCCCGGAGACAUUUCUCAAGAAGGCUUAAAUUUAAAGGACUCCAUAUUAGAGGAGGAGAUUUGCCAUCAAACAGAUGUUAUAGUUAAUUUGGCUGCAACAACUAAAUUUGAUGAAAGAUAUGAUGUUGCAUUGGGUAUAAAUACAUUAGGAGUCAAGUAUGUCUUGAACUUCGCAAAAAAAUGUGUUAAACUAAGGGUGCUAGUUCAUGUUUCAACAGCUUAUGUGUGUGGCGAGAGAGGAGGACUCAUAUUAGAAGAUCCACAUCGCUUUGGAGUGUCACUAAAUGGAGUUCCUGGACUAGACAUUGAUAUGGAAAAGAUAUUGGUGGAAGAGAGAUUAAAUCAACUUCAAGCAGAGGGGACAACAGAACAAGACAUUGAAGUAGAAAUGAAGGACUUGGGUAUGAAAAGAGCAACUGAAUAUGGAUGGCCAAACACAUAUGUAUUUACAAAAGCAAUGGGAGAAAUGCUUGUAGAAACUUCCAAAGAAAACAUGUCUGUUGUUGUUAUUCGUCCCACCAUUGUUACUAGCACUUAUAGAGAACCUUUUCCUGGUUGGGUUGAAGGCUUAAGAACCAUAGACAGUGUAGUUGUUGCUUAUGGUAAAGGAAAAUUAACAAGCUUCAUGGCGGAUCUCGAUGCAGUUGUUGAUGUGAUACCAGCAGACAUGGUGGUGAAUGCAAUUAUAGUAGCCAUGGUGGCUCAUGCAAAUCAACCUAGCGAUGAUCAUAUCAUAUAUCAUGUUGGUUCCUCCGUUAGAAAUCCAAUAACAUACCGUGAUUUUAGAGAAUAUAACUUUAAAUAUUUCACGGAAAAACCAUGGAUAAACAAGGAUGGAAAACCGGUUAAGGUCGAUAGAGUUACUGUGUUUAGCAACUUGGCUAGCUUUCGCAGAUAUAUGUUCAUACGUUACUUGCUUCCUUUAAAGGGACUAGAGGUGGCAAAUACAAUUUUAUGCCAAUAUUUUCAGGGAAUAUACCUUGACUUUAACAGAAAAAUUACUAUUGUUAUGCGGUUGGUUGAUCUUUACCUUCCUUACUUAUUCUUCAAUGGAAUAUUUGACGAUAUGAAUACAGAAAAGUUGUUAUUAACCGCAAAACAAGAAGGUGCAGAAAUGAAUUUGUUUUACUUUGACCCCAUAAUUAUUGACUGGGAAGAUUACUUCAUGAAUAUUCACAUUCCUGGUAUCUUCAAGUACGCAUUAAAGUGAUGUUGUGUGAGAUCAUGGAGUAUUUUUCAUCCAAUUGGCAAUUGUUGCUUUAAAUAUGUCUUAUAUCAAUUAAGCUUAUAUUUUUCUUGUAUUCAAGUUAAACUUGUGCUGGUCAUACUAUACGUUGAUUUGUAACAAAUUAUUAAUUUUUAUAAUUAUUGAUCAUAUGUAGUAUGUCAAAUGUUUUGUUUA